AUGGCGUGGAUCUCCAUCGAUGACUCGCGGUGGAUCGAAGUGGUUCAUGAGGACCAUGCAUACCAGUCCUCGGAACAAAAGUUUUACGGCCUUCAGCUGGGAGAUCAAUUGAGAGGCUGUUGGGCUCUACAGAGAGUACAACGCUUGGCCUCCGAGAGGGCAGUGGCCAUUUUCAGCAUAAGCUCAUGCUGCAUGUGCCAUGUCGCCAAGAGGCUACUGUUGGAGCUUGGUGUCAGUCCUACCGUCUAUGAGCUCGACCAAGAAAAUGGAGGCGAGGAGAUGCAUAAGGCUUUGCUUAGAGUCAUGGGUACUGCCCAAUCUGUCCCCGCUGUUUUCAUAGGCGGUAAGCUCGUGGGGGGCUUAGAACAACUAAUGACUUGUCACAUCGGCGGUUCUCUCGUGCCUCUCUUGAAAGAAGCUGGUGCAUUAUGGCUGUGA
Messenger RNA from Cryptomeria japonica (Japanese cedar), 438 nucleotides. Its product is annotated as glutaredoxin-C1-like. The transcript has a single exon. The coding region runs from base 1 to 438 and encodes 145 amino acids. The record is from RefSeq and is a predicted model, not a curated record. NCBI's taxonomy places the organism in Eukaryota, Viridiplantae, Streptophyta, Pinopsida, Cupressales, Cupressaceae.